AUGAGUUCUCCUUUCCAGGUCGCUGAACACGUUAUCGAUGGGCAGUACAUUCGGGAAUACCCCCGGGCCACAGCAACUCCCGAUGCCCCUUUGAAACUUUGUAUUAAGCAAUAUACCCCGGUGGACAAUCCCAACCCUCAACCGGGGGACAUCACGAUCGUCGCUACCCAUGGCACUGGAUUUCCCAAGGAAUUAUACGAGCCUCUCUGGGAAGAGCUCCUAGCACGCUCCAAAGAGGAUGGAGUCCGCAUUCGAUCAAUUUGGAUAGCAGAUGCCGCCAACCAGGGUGCUAGUGGUGUUAUUAAUGAGCAGAACCUCGGAAAUGAUCCUUCUUGGUACGAUCACAGCCGCGAUGUGAUCCAUAUGAUCAACCAUUUCCGCGCCCAGAUGACACGUCCAAUUGUGGGUAUUGGACAUAGCCUGGGCGCCACGCAGUUAGUAUUUGCAUCUCUAAUGCACCCUAGACUCUUCAAUUCUCUAGUAUUGAUUGAGCCGCAUAUGACCGACAAUGCCUUGGCUGGAGACGGCCCGCUAUUUGUGGCUAUGUCAACUAAAAAACGUGAUGUAUGGCCAUCUCGCGAAGAAGCGGCGGAAAAUUCUCUCAAAGUGUUGAAAGCGUGGGAUUCACGCGUGUUUGAACUCUGGAAGAAAUACGGUUAUCGCGACCUGCCCACGGCGAUGUACCCGGCUCCCAAAGAUGGUACUCGCCCAGUGACAUUGACGACUACCAAGCACCAGGAAACGAUAAUGUACACUCGGCCAAAUGUCAAGCGGCACACGCAAUUAGGAGUCCCUCAGCCUCAGGCUUACACGGAGCCAAAGCCCGGCGAGACCGGCCCACCACCUCAUGACCCGCUAUUGUUCCCUGAUGUACUGGGGCCAUUGCUUCCCGAUCAGAAAUCGUAUCGUUCGGAGUCGAUCUUGGCUUAUAAGAUGGUAGAGCACAUCCGGCCUUCUGUUCUUUAUGUGAGUGCUUCACAUAGUCCACUCGGCAAAGGAGGUGAGCACGCAGAUGCGGCAAGGCGGACAGGAACUCGGUUUGGUGGCAGCGGUGGAAUGGAGGCUGGCCGUGUGCAAUAUGUGAGAAUUAAAAAGGCAGGUCAUACUGUGCCACAAGAGAAAGUGGCGGAGACUGCAUCGGUAUUGGGGCCUUGGAUCAAGCAGGAGAUUCAGCGUUGGCAGGAGGACGAGGCCAGGAUCUCGGAGGACUGGAGAGACCGACCUAUUCGUGAGAAAUCUGGUCUUCCUUUGGAUUGGAAUGAGGUCAUUGGAAGUUUGCGUCUUCCCAAGAGACCAGCUAAGAUUUAA
Messenger RNA from Penicillium atrosanguineum, 1308 nucleotides. Its product is annotated as alpha/beta hydrolase. The transcript is spliced from 3 exons. Bases 1 to 1308 code for a protein of 435 amino acids. The record is from RefSeq and is a predicted model, not a curated record. NCBI's taxonomy places the organism in Eukaryota, Fungi, Ascomycota, Eurotiomycetes, Eurotiales, Aspergillaceae.